Messenger RNA from Acytostelium subglobosum LB1, 5856 nucleotides. RefSeq lists its product as hypothetical. The record is from RefSeq and is a predicted model, not a curated record. NCBI's taxonomy places the organism in Eukaryota, Evosea, Eumycetozoa, Acytosteliales, Acytosteliaceae. The transcript has 6 exons. Bases 1 to 5856 code for a protein of 1951 amino acids.
AUGAAGUGUCCAAAGGGCAUGAUUUGCCUCUUGGGUAAUGGACUUCCAUAUUGCUCCACCACAUCGUCUACUACGGCGACAACAACCACAACUACCAAUCAACCGACCACGGGUGUGAUCACCACUACUGUGUCCACACAGUCCACUGUGGCCAGCACUGCGGCCAGCUCUGCCUCAGUGGCUUCUACUACUUUCACAACCACUGUGUCCACUCAGUCCACCGUUGCCAGUACUGUUGCCAGCACUGUGACCAGCUCUGCCUCAGUGGCCUCUACCACGGUCUCAACGACAGUAUCCACCCAGUCCACCGUUGCCAGUACUGUGGCCAGCACUGUUGCGGGAGUGUCUUCAACAACUGUGUCGACUACAGUUACCACCACGGCAUCAACUAUUGGAGCGGGUUCCACCAUCACUCAGACCACCUCAGCCUCGACGACUGUAACCACCACCGCCACGGCAACCUCCGCAACCGCUACAACAACGGUGACCACAACUUCUAUUCCCACUUCUUCUACAACAGUGACUACUACAACUGCCCCGACUAGUACCACUGCCAGCACCACCGUUACAACAACUGUAUCCACAACUGGAGCGGGUUCAACUAUCACUCAAACAACGUCUGCCACCACGACAGUUACCACGACAGCCACCGGUACUUCGGCAACGGCAACUACCACAGUUACGACAACCUCCAUCCCCACUUCCUCUACCACUGUAACAACAACUGGUGCCCCUACCACUGCCUCGACAACAGCGUCGACCACUGCUACUACCACUGGAGGUGUCUCUACCAUCACCCAAACCACAUCGGCUACAACGACCGCGACCAGUACUUCCCCCGUGACCUCUUCUGCUUCCACCACUGUGACAACAACAGCCAAUCCAACCUCCAGCACCACUGUCACAACCACUGCUACCAGUCCGGUGACAUCUAGUGCCACUGCAACUUCCCCUGUAACGUCUACAACUGUGUCCACUCAGUCGACUGUUGCUGGCAGCACUGUAGGUGGUCAGGCCUCAACAACCGUGUCCACUACUGCCACCACAACCGUUUCAACUACCGGCCCAGGCUCUACCAUCACUCAGACUACGUCGGCAACGACCACUGUCACCACUGCCCCGUCCACUACAGGUCCAAUAACAUCAACUGUGGCCUCUACUCAGUCCACUGUCGCCAGCUCCACAGUCAAACCCACCACUGGACCAACCUCGACCACUGUGACCACCACUGCCACAACUACCGGCCCAGCCUCCACCAUCACUCAGACAACCUCGGCAACUACAACUGCGACUACCACCGUAUCCACCUCCGCCAGCACCACGGUGACCACAACUGGCGCUGCAUCUACCAUCACUCAAACUACCUCGGCAACUACCACCGUCACCACUGCUGGUACCGCCUCGGCUACAGGACCAAUUACAUCAACUGUUGUCACUACUACAGUUUCCACGCAGUCCACUGUUGCCAGUACAGUUGCCAGCACUGUAUCCGGUGUAACAGCAUCCACUACCGCCACUGCCUCUGGUACAGCUACCGCCACAGCACCAAUAACUUCAACGGUUGCCUCUACCACAGUAUCUACGCAGUCCACUGUCGCCAGCACAGUUGCAAGCACCACUUUGAAACCAACAACUGGUCCAACUUCGACGACAGUUUCCACCACUGCCACCACAACAUCGACAUCAGGACCAACCUCGACCACUGUGUCUACCAUAGCGACCACCACUGCCACCACAACGAGCCCUGCUUCCACCAUUACCCAGACGACAUCGGCAUCAACCACUGUGACGACCACUGCUCCAGCUACGGCCUCAACAACUGGACCAAUAACAUCAACUGCUGCCUCUACCACUGUGACCACCACUGCCACUACAACUAGCCCUGCCUCCACUAUCACUCAGACAACCUCGGCAACUACAACCGUGACCACUGCAUCUGGUACUGCCUCGACAACUGGACCAAUAACAUCAACUGUUGCCUCUACCACAGUUUCCACGCAGUCAACUGUUGCCAGUACUGUUGCCAGCACUGUUGCUGGUGUAACCUCGACCACAGUAUCUACGACAGCCACAACCACUGCCACAACAACAAGCCCUGCCUCGACCAUCACCCAGUCUACCUCGGCGUCGACAACUGUGACGACCACUGCUCCAGCUACGGCAUCAACAACCGGACCAAUAACAUCAACUGUUGCAUCUACCACGGUCUCCACUCAGUCAACUGUUGCCAGCACAGUGGCCAGCACUACUGUUCGCCCAACAACUGGACCAACGUCGACCUCGGCAACUACUACUGUCACAACAACUGCCUCCACAACUGGUCCCGCGUCAACAAUCACCCAAACCACAUCGGCAACAACAACAGUCACUACCACAUCCCCUCCCACCACUGGUCCAGCUACCACAACCUCCUCCCCAACUACUACAUCAAGUCCAACAGCCACAACCUCAAGCCCAACAACCUCGAACCCUACUGCCACAACUUCAACUCCAAUCACAACUUCGAACCCAACAACUUCGAACCCAACAACUUCGAACCCAACAACUUCGAACCCAACUACCUCGAACCCAACAACCUCGACCCCUGUCACCACUUCUACUCCGACUACCACCGGCGUUACCACAUCAUCUACACUGUUCGCAAUCAAGGGUUCGAUCUGGAAUGAUACCGAUAACUUUGAUGGCAAGUUGGACACAUCCAAGCCAUUCGGUCCAGUCAAGAUGACUCUGACCAGGAAGUCUGAUGGCUCUGUUGUUGCGGAACUUCCAGCUGCUACCGGUGAUUAUCAGUUCUCUGGUCUUUAUCCAGGUGAGUACUGUGUCACAGUGUCCAAUGCCCCGGCCCAAUACUACCCCACCCUCAACAAGGGCGACAACAAGUUCGACAUCAACUCUAAGCAAUUCUGCCUCACCCUCACCAACGCCAAUGAGGACGACGCUCAUCUUGGUAUGCUCAAGCAAUACAAGACCCUCAUCUCAUCAUUCGACGACACUGCUGUCCAAGAAGGAAGGUUCUCUGACCGUAAGGGCUUUUCACCAUUCUUUAAUUCAUCAUGGAGCUAUGGCGAUGGAACUCCCAUUAUCUACACACAUGUGGGUACUUCCGAAAGCAUCUACCUACUCAUCCCCGCCAACAAGCCGCAUAAUAUCUGUUUCUACAUCAAGGCCAGUGGCUACGAACCCCUGGGCAAGGUGCAGAAUGACAACAUCUUUGACACUGAUGGCAAGCACUGCCAGAUCAUUGACAAGGAUGGCAUUAACCUCGGUGCUGCAUUUGUCAAGGGCCUCAAGAUCAGUGGAUUCAUUUGGGAUGACACCAUGGCUUUUGAUGGAAAGCUCGACAAGUCCAAGCCAUUCGGACCAGUCUCAAUGAAGCUCAUCAAGUCAUCGGACAACUCUCUUGUGUCUGAAAAGACUGCUACUGGACCAUAUCAAUUCCUUGGUUUGGAAGCUGGCGACUACUGUAUAAUCGAGUCUUAUGCUGCCGGAGGUUAUGCACCCACCUACAACACUGGUGAUAACAAGUUUGGUGUCUACUCCGCUAGAUAUUGCCUCAAGUUGACCGAGAAUGUUGUUGACGCUCAUCUGGGCAUGAACAAGAUAUACAUCUUCUCCAUUGGUGCAUUCGAUGAUUCGAAGGUGCAGCAAGGCAAGCUUUCCGACGCCGGUCCCAAGAUACCAGGAUUCAAUACAUCAUGGAGCUAUGGUGAUGGAACACCAUUGGUCUGGACAUACUUUACCGUUCAAACAUCGAUGUACUAUUACAUCCCAGUCAACAAGCCACCUGUCUGUUUCUAUGUCUCAGCUCCUGGAUACCUCCCACUUGGCAAGAUACUGAAUGACAACAUCUUUGACGAUAAUGGCAAGGCCUGUUUGACCGUCGACAAGGAUAUGACGGUGUAUGCCGCAUUUGUCAAGGGCCUCAAGAUCAGUGGAUUCAUUUGGGAUGACACCAUGGCUUUUGAUGGAAAGCUCGACAAGUCCAAGCCAUUCGGACCGGUCUCAAUGAAGCUCAUCAAAUCAUCGGACAACUCUCUCGUGUCAGAACAGAAUGCAACUGGACCAUAUCAAUUCCUUGGUUUGGAAGCUGGCGACUACUGUAUAAUCGAGUCUUAUGCUGCCGGAGGUUAUGCACCCACCUACAACUCUGGUGACAACAAGUUUGGCGUGUACUCCGCAAGAUAUUGCCUCAAGUUGACCGACAGUGUUGAAGACGCUCAUCUGGGCAUGAACAAGAUAUUCAUCCUAUCCAUUGGUGCAUUCGAUGAUACGAAGGUGCAACAAGGCAAGCUUUCCGAUGCUGGUCCCAAGAUACCAGGAUUCAAUACAUCAUGGAGCUAUGGUGAUGGAACACCAUUGGUCUGGACAUACUUUACCGUUCAAACAUCGAUGUUCUAUUAUAUCCCAGUCAACAAGCCACCUGUCUGUUUCUACGUUUCAGCUCCUGGAUACCUCCCACUUGGCUUGGUGCAGAAUGACAACAACUUUGACAAAGAUGGCAAGGCCUGUUUGACAGUCGACAAGAAUAAGUUGAUUAAUGCUGCAUUCGUUAAAGGAAUCGAUGUAGGUGGCAACAUUUGGGAUGACACGACCAAGAAUGAUGGCAAGGUAGACACAACCAAGCCAUUUGGUCCAGUCAAGAUGUCGCUUACCAAGAAGUCUGACAACACUGUGGUUGAUUCGAUUGCGUCAGCAACGGGCUCGUACAAGUUCUCAAUGUUGCGUGCUGGUGACUACUGUCUCACCGAGACCUACGCCGCCGGAGGCUACUGGCCCACCAUCAAUGCCGGUGACAACAAGUUUAAUAUCGACGGAAAGUACUGCUUCACGAUCUUCAACACUGACAUGACCGAUGCUCAUCUGGGAGUGCUCAAGAGAUGGAAGGUCGCUGGAACCGUCUGGGAUGACACCGCAGACAAGACUGGAAAGCUUGACGCCUCCAAACCAGUUCCACUUUUCGAUUUGACCAAGACCGAGGCCGAUGGCAGCAGCAACCCUAUUUCUACCCCGGGCAUCACUACAGGAGGUUACUACGUUCUCAUGCCCACUGAUCAACCCAGCAAGAUUUGUAUCCAUACCAAGGCGGCCGGAUACUACCAAUUUGGCAAGAUACAAAAUGACAACAAGUUCGACUUGACUGGCAAGUACUGUUUGACUGUUGACAAGGAUAUCCUGGAUGCUCAUGAUGCCAUGAUCAAGGGUCCGACUUUCCAGGUUAGGGGCAAGAUUUGGGAUGAUACUUCCGCGUAUGAUGGCAAACUCGACACCAACAAACCAUUCGGUCCAAUGAGGAUGCAGAUAUUCACCAAGGCAGACAGGUUCCUUUUGGCCACCAUCACUCCAGAUCCCUCAUCAGAGUAUUGGUUCCAUGAUGCCCCUCCAGGAGACUACUGCAUCAAGGCCACCUACCUCGCAGGAGGCUAUUGGCCAACUGACAAGCCCGGUGACAACAAGUACAACUUUGAGGGAGAGUACUGCUUCACCAUUGUCGACGCAGAUAUCACCAAUGCUCAUCUUGGCAUGAUGAAGAGAUUCAAGUUACAAGGAUAUGUUUGGGACAACACCGCCACUAAGGAUGGAGUCCUCGACCUCACCAAGAGGCUCGCAGCAUUCAACAUGACCAGGACCGAUGGCGAUGGAGUGACCAAUCCUCUUACAUCCAACAACCUUAGCGGUGGUUAUUACGUCUUCCUCCCCACCACCCCAGCCAAGGAUGUCUGUAUCAUUAUCACAGCUAAUGGCUACACUCAACUUGGCAAGGUACAGAAUGACAACAAGUUUGACAGCAACGGAAAGUACUGUGUGACCGUUGACAAGGACAUCUUGAAUGGACAUGAUGCUAUGAUCACCCAAUGA